Psilocybe cubensis is the source of this 1107-nucleotide messenger RNA. RefSeq lists its product as uncharacterized. Bases 1 to 1107 code for a protein of 368 amino acids. NCBI's taxonomy places the organism in Eukaryota, Fungi, Basidiomycota, Agaricomycetes, Agaricales, Agrocybaceae. The record is from RefSeq and is a predicted model, not a curated record. Gene Ontology annotation, molecular function: actin binding. The transcript has 3 exons.
AUGGCAUCGAGCGAGCUCCUAAAGCAAAUCCAGUCGGGAAAGAAACUGAAGAAGGCAGAGACGAAUGAUCGCAGCGCGCCUGUGCUGGAUGCGCCGAAAGGGCGUGCUGGAGGGCCAGCGAGCACAGGGAUGAGUGCGAGUGCGCCAUCGCUGCCAUCGAGCGGAGGGCCACCUCAGCUGGCUGGUCUGUUUGCUGGAGGGAUGCCGAAACUGAAGCCGGCAGGGCAGAACAACCUUGCGAAACCGCCCACCAUCCCUGCGCCCGCUAAGAGACCGACGCCUGCUACACCAGCCAGACCUGCCCCUCCGUCUGCCCGACCCGCUGCCGCUCCUCCCGCCCCACCUGCCCGCCCCGCACCCAGUCUCCCCGGCACUGCUGCCCCUCCAGCCCCGCCUGCCCGCCCCGCCCCCGGCCUCCCUCCGCCGAAACCCCUCGCCCAGCCCCCACCACGGCCUGCCCCUGCACCCGCCCUUCCUUCAUCCCCCUCCCCCUCAGCUCCUCCGGCCCCUCGCCGCCCGCCCCCGCCAGUCCGCGGCCCAAGUCCGCCACCACCGCCUCCAUCCCGCCCCUCUCCGGCGAUCCCUCCCCGGAACCAGUCUCCUGCGGGUCCUGCCUUGCCUCCCCGCAGUCCCGCAGCAGCUGCCGCCCGUGCACCCCCGCCGCCGCCGCCCCGCCCGGCCUCACAUGCCGCGCCCCCCUCCCCCGCGCGGAUUGCCCCGCCGCCGCCUGCUCGCAAACCGCCAGGGACGGCCCCUCCUCCUCCUGCUCGGGUGCGCGCGGUGUCUGACGCAGAACGCGUCUCCCAGCGGUCUCCCACCCCGGAGCGCGCUGUCCCUGCUCGUCUUUCAACUCCUCAGCCGCCUCCCCCUCCAAGGGCAAGCGUCGUAGCAGCAGCAUCGCCCGCACGCAAGGCGCCAAGCUCCACGUCAGCCAAUGGCGGCAGACCUCCUCCACCUCAGCGCAAAAUACCGUCACCGCCACCUAACGCGGGAAUCCACACGUUUCCAGUGACCGACUUUCCGCCCCCUAGGGAGUUUAGAGCGACACCAAAGGUCUACACUAGUGGCAGCCAGCAGGGAAGCACCUUUGAUCUAGCAAAUUUGUAG